Nelumbo nucifera (sacred lotus) is the source of this 1273-nucleotide messenger RNA. RefSeq lists its product as uncharacterized. The record is from RefSeq and is a predicted model, not a curated record. NCBI's taxonomy places the organism in Eukaryota, Viridiplantae, Streptophyta, Magnoliopsida, Proteales, Nelumbonaceae.
ACAUUCAUGGCUGGAUCCUGGAUUGAGCACAGACAAGCAAAUCAGUUGCAUCAUCGCCAUUGAUGCAUCGCUUCGAAAGUGGGUUGUAAUUUAAGGAAAAAUACUCCUGGUGUAAGCAAACCGAAAAGGGCACCGUUGAGAACUCAAACCGAGGUGUCGCCUUAUAAACAGCAAAAGCAACAAAAAAGUGACGUGCCCAACGGCCAAAAGUUUCUUCUUCUGUGCGCUUUCAGACGGCUCGGUUUCCGCAAUAUCCCACAUUCAAUUCUCUUACACGGCUCGGUCCCUCAUGCCUGCACCACAGCAACAGGACUGGCCACCGCCUACUCCAUUAAUGACGGAGWUGAAGGAGAGGGAGUGGAGGUGUUUUCUAUUUAUCCCUUUCUAAAGGAAGGUUUCAUUUCAUGGUUGGUUUAGCUGAAGGGCCGAGAGUACGCGCUCAUUGUAGCAAACCAGCAAAGUUGCCUCAUUUUCUGAACUCUGAGGAGUGAGGAGCUCUGUUUUGAGUUUUGGGUUCUGCAGAAAAAGUGAUAUUGACAUAAUGAAGAAUUCUGAGGCCUGGGUUUUGGUCAUGGCGGUUGUUACAGCUUUGGUGCUCCUCCCCUUCGCCAGCACCUCGUCCUUCUCUGAGGUCUUCCAGAGUCACGAGGAUGAUAUGUUGGGGAUUGCAACUAACGGGAAACUGAAAGAUGAUAACUAUAGUCCAGACUAUGGGAAAAAAAGAAACAUKGGCAAUUUGAACCUGGAAGAUUAUGGAAUAUUUGAUCCACCUCCACAUAUUGGCAAUGGGAAACUGAAGGAUGAUAACUAUAGUCCAGACURUGGGAAAAAAAGAAACAUKGGCAAUUUGAACCUGGAAGAUUAUGGAAUAUUUGAUCCACCUCCACAUAUUGGCAAUGGGAAACUGAAGGUUGAUAACUAUGGGAGUAAAAUGAGCAUGGACAAUUUGAACCUGGAAGAUUAUCAUUCUGCUGAUCCACCUCCAACGUCAAAGGUCACUAUAAAAUCAGGGCCCAUUGAGCAUGGAACUCCUCUUAUUCCUUACAUUCCAAAGCCGACGCCCCCAGGUCACCCAAAGCAAGGUGGAUCUCCUUGACCUACUUAAGCAUCUUGGACCCAGAUUAGCUGGUUCUGUUCCACUUUGAUGAAUAUGCUAAAACUAAAUAAUAUAUACAAUUUGAACCCUUGUUUUAUUAGCACGUUGUUUUGUAUUGGUGAAUAAUGUAGAAACAUAUUAUCUAAGAAAUGUUAACACCUUGUUUUGUAUUAAUUA